UGUAGUUUUGGCUCUGACCGGAACUAGGAGGCACGAGGGCUGUGGGCGUGUCUUAGGCUGGGCUGAUUCGUGUUUUGACGUGAGAUGGAAAGUGUCUGUCCCGGGCACAGGGAUGGAGAUCAGCGGCCUGCCCCGGGAUGUCCUCGCCGGCAGGGAUGAGCUCUGGAAGCUCCUGGAUAAUCUGAAAACCACAGUGGAAGGACUGGUAUCGGGCAACAGCCGAAAUGUGUGGUCCAAAUAUGGUGGCCUUCAGAGACUCUGCCGAGACAUGAGCAACAUUCUUCAGCAUGGGCUUGUGUGUGAUCAGGUCUACAGUAAGCAGCAGAACUACUGGAACUUUGUGAAGAACAGUCCCCGACUCUUCCCUGGGUCAUCUCCCCAGGUAGAGCAGUUUCUACUUCUCUGCGAAAACAGCCAGAGGAAUGGUGAUGGAAGUAGUGAAGAUAGCGGGAAGUUAUGGUUACAACAUAGCCUGCAAUUUCACCAGCUCUCUACACAACUCAAGGUCCUGCUUGGUAACAGACAAUACACAAAGAAGUUCUAUUCAGAUUCUGCCUUCCUACUGAGUGACACUUAUGUAACGGCCAUGUUUCAGUGUUUGGAAGCUGUUGAACAGAAUAACCCCAGAUUACUGGCACAAAUUGACCCAUCAGUGCUUGCUGGAAAAAGAGAAUUUGCCAUUUUAGGAAAGAGUUUGAGUCUUACAACUCUGCCGGUUACCCCAGUGAUCCCAUACACUGAGAAUCCACACCCGUCUGUCUAUAGAUCCUACAACAACCUGCAAGUUCCAUCCAGUAUGCCCAGCAAUGGUUUUCAUUCUGGCAUGGUAGAUCAGCAAAACAACAUCUAUAAAGAGUGCAUAUCCCUGCCUGUGAAUGAGUCCUUCCCUCCCACCAGAGACAUGUCUUUCCAGGAGCCCUUUUCUCCUGUAAGUGAAAUGAGUAUCAGCACGAUGACCAGCCACAGUGAAGAGACUGCCACCUCAGAAGACCUGCCUAGUGAGGCAGAUGAUGGCCCAGAGUACCUUGCAAUAGGAAACAUGAGUCGCAGAGCAUCUACUCAGAGCAGCAGUAGUUCCAAUCUCUUCUCCAGCUCCCAAAAAGAAGACACUCCAGUUCCAACAACCCCAGUGUUACCGACCCUGACUCUGCUUUCUGUCCCUCGCCGCUCUAGCUUCUCCGAGGGCCAAAUAAUUAAUGGAUUAAGCCACGUUAGAAAGAGCCACAUGCGCUCACACUCUGAUACUCAUGUAGCCAUUGGAAAAUAUCAAGGAGGUGAACGGAAUAUCACUAGUAUAACGGAGGAUCCUGUAGCAGAAUCCCAUGGAGAUGUUUCUAGAAGAAGCAAUAAUACAUAUAAUGGAAGAUCAAAUGCUCCCAAUUCCCUUUAUGUGGACUACAGCAGCUCACAGUACUUGAACACCACGGAUGGAAUAUUCCGAAGGCCUUCAGAGGGGCAGUCAUUGAUCAGUUAUCUGUCUGAGCAGGAUUUUGGAAGCUGUGCUGACUUAGAGAAGGAGAAUGCCCACUUCAGUAUUUCAGAGUCUCUGAUUGCAGCUAUUGAGCUUAUGAAAUGUAACAUGAUGAGUCGUCAGCUCCAGGAAGAGGAAGAAGACAGUGAUCGGGAGAUCCGGGAACUAAAACAAAAGAUCAAUCUACGCCGGCAGCAGAUCCGAACUAGGAAGACUCUUAGUAAUGAUGAGCAGUCUAGCAGCGUUGGGGUGACAGACAGCAGUUCGCAGAUAAGUUCACACGACUCAACUCAUCUGUCUAACACUGGCUCUGCAGAUGAGGUGGAUCAAUAUGAAAUCCAAGAUUAUAAGGAUGGGCAUAACCUGAUUGUAAUGACUAGGAAUGGACUUUCUGCCUCAAUGGCUUCUCUGCUCUCAGAUGCAGAUGUCAGAAAGACCCCAAGCUGUCAGCCUGUGCAGAGCUCAGAGUCCAUAUCUUACUCUUUCCUUCACUCCAACUCCGCUGAAGCUGUUGCCAUGGGUCUGCUGAAACAGUUUGAGGGCAUGCAACUACCGGCUGCCUCUGAGCUGGAGUGGCUGGUUCCAGAACAUGAUGCUCCUCAGAAGCUCUUGCCAAUCCCAGAUUCCAUGCCAAUUUCACCAGAUGAUGGAGAACAUGCUGAUAUAUACAAGCUGCGUAUUCGUGUUCGUGGAAACUUGGAAUGGGCCCCUCCACGGCCACAGAUCAUCUUCAAUAUCCACACAGCUCCCACGAAAAAAGUUGCAGUGACAAAGCAGAAUUACAGAUGUGCUGGUUGUGGCAUUAGAAUUGAGCCUGAUUACAUUAAAAGGCUUCGAUACUGUGAGUAUCUGGGUAAAUAUUUUUGUCAGUGUUGCCAUGAGAAUGCCCAGUCUGUCAUUCCUGGCCGAAUAUUACGGAAAUGGGACUUCAGCAAGUAUUAUGUGAGUAACUUCUCCAAAGACCUUCUUACCAAGAUCUGGAGUGACCCACUCUAUAAUCUUCAUGAUAUCAACAAUGCAAUGUACAAGAAGGUGAAGGCUCUGGAGCAAGUCCGGCUAUUACGAAUCCAGUUGGUGCACCUGAAGAACAUGUUCAAAACCUGUAGACUGGCCAAAGGUAUACUGGAAUUGUAUGACAGUGUCCCAGGACAUCUGACUGAAGACUUGCACCUUUUCUCCUUGAAUGAUCUUGUGGCCAUAAAGAAGGGGGAAUUGGUGCCACGACUGAAAGAAUUAGUGAGACUUGGAACCUUACACGUGGAUAAAUGCAUGUUGUGCCAAGCAAAAGGCUUCAUUUGUGAAUUCUGUCAGGGUGAAGACAUCAUUUUCCCAUUUGAAUUGACAAAGUGCCGAAGAUGUGAAGACUGUAAGGCCUGUUAUCACAAGUAUUGUUUCCGCUCGGACCAUUGCCCAAAAUGUGAGCGGUUGCGAGUAAGGAGGGAUCAAAUGGCAAGACAGAGUCUUGAGUCGUACAAUUCUGAACAGGAAGAUGAAACCUCAUAGGAGAAGACUGCAGAUUGACUGGAUUGCCAGGAUAAGGGGUAGAAAACCAUAUUUACAAUUCCCUCCAUCUUUUAAGCAGCAUCAUCUGCUACAUUCCACCGCAGCUUGGAAAUUGUCAAAGGCGACUCCUAAAUGAGACAGUAUUUCCAGCGUUUCUUUUAAGCCAUUGUCCGAAAAGUGUCCCGGAUAGUUUGUCUAUGACUGAUUGUGGGAGGACUGAUAACUUCAUGGAAUGUCAGCACCUAUUACAGUGUUUCCCAACCAGGGUGCCUCCAGGUGUUGCAAAACUACAACUCCCAGCAUGCCCGGACAGCCAAAGGCUGUCCGGGCAUGCUGGGAGUUGUAGUUUUGCAACAGCUGGAGGCACCCUAGUUGGGAAAGACUGACCUUUUAGAAAGUUGUUAUAAAAGAUUGUAUCAGGGAAGAAGAAAAAAAAAUUUAAUGAGGCCCAGAGAAUCGCACAAAUAGGCUGUUUAUUGGCAACUCGGCCCCAAGUUCUGAUGUUACUACCACAGAUGUAACCAAACCAGCUGUAGUAUGUAGGCAGGAUAAGGACAAAACCCAAUUCAUAUCCUUUCUUUAUCUUUCUUUUAUGGAAGCAGUGCUUUCUCUAUAAGCUCUGUAUUUUUCCAGGGCAUAGCUAGAAUGACUGCCAUUUCAACCAUAACUGGUACCCUUGGUAUUCAAAUUUUUUUGUUGUCUGGGCAAUUGCCACACAGCAGGUUUACGGUUAUAUGUAAUCCUUAGUUGGCAGUUCCGUUCAUGCUUUUCCAGUCAGCUUUAGGGUCUAUUCACACAGCAGAAUUUCUGCUUGCGGAAUGCUGCCUCAAAUUAAAGCCCAUAGACUUCUAUGGGAUUCUGCACGACCCAUUUUCAAGAUAUGCUAAUGCGGUGCUAACUGGCACUCUGACGUCAGUGACGGGCCGCAGCGCCGCCCAGCUCAUCAAUAUUCCUCUCUCUUCAUUACAGAGCGGGGAGGGGAGGAAUAUUGAUGACCUGGGCGGCGAUGCGGCCAGCAGCACUGAUGUCAGAGUGCCAGUUACCCUGCCUGUGCCAGUUAGUACCUUAUUAGCAUAUUCUGAAAAUAGAAGAUUAGGGCCGAACAGCGUGGCGGAUCUGGGCACGGAAGGCAUCAAACUCAUCAGCAUUCCCUGCACUACCAGCCAGUACUGCUGGUUAGUGCAGGGGGAGAAAGCUGACAGUUUUCCUUUUAAUUUGAGGUGGAAAUUCUGCCGUGUGAAUAGACCCUUUUGGGUGAAUGGAGUUUGCAGAUAUCUAUUUACCAACCACAUUCAGAUGACUGGAACUGCUUUUCAAUAGCAAAAACUCCUACAGCAAAAGCAUCUGUGUGUGAAUCUACCCUUAUCUGUACGUAACUGAGGAGGAAAAACUGCUGAGACAAAAGACAAUAUUAACCUUACCUUCCACACCGUGUUUGGAGCAAUGAUCUAACAAGCUUGAACUGACAUCACCAUGAGGUCCUUGGGUCACACGAGUGUCCUACUGUAUUGCACUAAUGUACUAAUUGAUUGUAUACCGCGCUCCAGUAUUCAUGUGUCUCAAGUGUUCAGUAUCUCAUCUGUUCUGUAUAUUUCAUGUUAUUUAUGUUUAUGCACUUUCUUAAUAUGUUUAGGUGCUUUAUUUAGCUGGAGCCUUGUAGAGGAUAGCUAGUAUGUAUUUGACCUACCACCAGAAUGUAUGAGAAGCACAGGUGGUGUUCAUACUAUGUCCUAUGUAAGAAGGCAGCUCUUGGAUGCUCUCCUAUGCACUUUCAAUUUUCUGCACUUCUGUUGGUGUGAAAGUGUCCAUGCAGGACUAUGAAUGCUUCAUCUAAAGGAUGUACACUGAAGGUUUACAGUCAUGCACAAGUUAAAGGGGUCCUCUGCCCCUAGAUAUCUUAUCUCCUAUCCAAAGUAUAGGGGAUAAGAUGUCUGAUCACGGGGGGCCUGCCUCUGGGGAUCCCUGUGAUCUUGGCUGCGGCACCCUAGACAUCUGGUGCACUGAGCAAACUUUGCUCCAUGCUGGAAGACUAGCGGUGUGGGGCGGGGACUCAUGACAUCACAGCCACGCCUCCUCAAUGCAAGUCUAUGGAAGGGGCGCAGCAGAGAGCACUGUGUUCCAAAAAGAAAAGAAUUUCCUCUGUAGUAUACAAACCCUAAAAAGUACUGGAAAGAUCAAGAUUUUUUAAUAUAAGUGAUUUACAAAUCUGUUUAACGUGCUUGCACCAGUUGAUUUAAAAAAAAAAAAAAAGUUUUCCACGGGAGUACCCCUUUAACCAGUUGACGGUUAAUAUUCAGAGGCAUCUCUCAGGCAGCUGUGAAAUGGACGCAUCCUCAUUGUACAGAAAAGGCUUGUUUUUUAAUUAAAGAUGUAUAUCUUGUAGAAUGUCCGACUAGACUUUAUUGCCUGAAAAAGAUUUGUCCAAGACUCCAUUCUGUCCGAUUUGAUAGAAAGAAAGGGG
Messenger RNA from Hyla sarda, 5435 nucleotides. It is a transcript of the gene RUBCN, whose product is annotated as rubicon autophagy regulator. Bases 113 to 2974 code for a protein of 953 amino acids. NCBI's taxonomy places the organism in Eukaryota, Metazoa, Chordata, Amphibia, Anura, Hylidae. The transcript has 22 exons. The record is from RefSeq and is a predicted model, not a curated record. Gene Ontology annotation, cellular component: early endosome; late endosome. Gene Ontology annotation, molecular function: phosphatidylinositol phosphate binding. Gene Ontology annotation, biological process: negative regulation of autophagosome maturation; negative regulation of endocytosis.